Pseudonaja textilis is the source of this 945-nucleotide messenger RNA. The record is from RefSeq and is a predicted model, not a curated record. NCBI's taxonomy places the organism in Eukaryota, Metazoa, Chordata, Lepidosauria, Squamata, Elapidae.
CUGCAGAUUGGUGUAUGAGGCAUGGAAGUGAACAACCAAACCAGGGUCCAGAUGUUUAUCCUCCUGGGUUUUCCCACAGUUCUAGAACUUCAGAGACUAUUAUUUGUAGUAUUUCUUUGUAUCUAUAUCGUCACUCUUGUGGAGAACACUAUGAUAAUCAUCCUCACCAGGACAAAUACUCACCUCCAAAAACCCAUGUAUCUCUUCCUCAGCCACUUGUCUUUCCUUGAGACUUGGUAUAUUUCUGUGACUGUUCCAAAACUCCUGAUUAACUUCUUGGCAACAGAUAAAAGCAUUUCCUAUUCAGGCUGCAUGGUUCAGCUGUAUUUCUUCAUAUCUCUAGCCUGCACUGAAUGUGUCCUGCUGGCUGUCAUGGCUUAUGAUCGUUAUGUUGCCAUCUGCCACCCAUUGCGCUAUCCUGUUAUCAUGACAUCCCAGGUUUGCUUGCAGCUAGCAGUGGGUUCCUGGUUCACUGGUUUCCUAAUUUCUAUGCUCAAAUUUUUUUUCAUUUCACGUUUAAAUUUUUGUGGGCCCAACAUCAUCAACCACUUCUUCUGUGACAUUUCCCCUUUACUUAAUCUCUCCUGUACUGACCGCACUGUGGCUGAAAUGGUUGACUUUGUAUUUGCUCUUCUUAUCCUUUUAAUUCCACUCUCUGUCACAAUGGGCUCCUAUGCAUUUAUUAUAGGUGCCGUUUUGCAUAUCCCUACAUACCAAGGAAAAAGAAAAGCUUUUUCUACCUGUGCCUCCCACCUCACAGUGGUUAUUAUCUUCUACUCAGCUACACUCUUCAUGUAUGCAAGACCAAGGAGAAUCCAUUCUUUUAACAUGAAUAAGCUUGUGUCUGUUGUGUACACCAUUGUUACGCCCAUGCUGAAUCCAUGCAUUUAUUGUUUAAGGAAUCAGGAUGUCAAGGAAGCACUGAAAAAAUAUUUUGCAACUUAA